Molecule: messenger RNA, 1643 nt
Organism: Daphnia carinata
Lineage: Eukaryota; Metazoa; Arthropoda; Branchiopoda; Diplostraca; Daphniidae
Gene: Vha55
Product: V-type proton ATPase subunit B
Exons: 7
Coding region: 144-1643 (499 amino acids)
Biological process (GO): proton transmembrane transport; ATP metabolic process
Cellular component (GO): proton-transporting V-type ATPase, V1 domain
Molecular function (GO): proton-transporting ATPase activity, rotational mechanism; ATP binding
Source: RefSeq, a predicted model, not a curated record
UAUGACUGACAGAACCCGUGACUCGAGCCCUAUUCGUUUUAGAAGUUCGUCUCUCGACUCCCGAACGAGUUCUUUUCAGGUUCUGCCGAAGUUCAGUACUUGAUUUCCGUAUUUCCAAUAAGUCUGGAAAACCGAAACAGAAAAUGGCUCAUAGAACGGGUACAUUAAAUGAAGCCCAGGCUCGUCUUGAGCAUAAAAUGGCUGUUAAUCGCGACUACAUUUUCCAGCCGCGAAUGUCAUACAGGACUGUCUCUGGUGUAAAUGGUCCAUUGGUCAUCUUGGAUGAUGUGAAAUUUCCAAAGUAUGCCGAAAUUGUGAACCUGCGUCUCCAUGAUGGUACCAUCAGAUCUGGACAAGUGUUGGAAGUCAGUGGAAGCAAAGCUGUAGUUCAGGUCUUUGAGGGAACUUCUGGUAUUGAUGCGAAAAACACAGUGUGCGAGUUCACUGGAGACAUUUUGAGGACACCUGUCUCUGAAGAUAUGCUUGGUCGUGUCUUCAACGGCUCUGGCAAGCCAAUUGAUAAAGGACCCACAGUAUUGGCUGAAGACUUUUUAGAUAUUCAAGGUCAACCAAUCAACCCCCAUUCUCGUAUUUACCCAGAGGAAAUGAUUCAGACUGGUAUCUCUGCUAUUGACAUCAUGAACUCGAUUGCUCGAGGCCAAAAGAUUCCCAUUUUCUCGGCUGCUGGUCUCCCCCAUAACGAGAUUGCCGCUCAGAUCUGUCGUCAAGGUGGCUUGGUCAAAGUUCCUGGCAAAUCCGUUCUUGACGAUCACGAUGAUAACUUUGCCAUUGUGUUCGCCGCUAUGGGUGUCAACAUGGAGACUGCCCGCUUCUUCAAACAGGAUUUCGAAGAAAACGGAUCCAUGGAAAAUGUGUGCCUCUUCUUGAACUUGGCAAACGAUCCCACUAUCGAGCGUAUCAUCACUCCUCGUCUGGCUUUGACUGCGGCCGAGUUUUUGGCCUACCAAUGCGAGAAACACGUCUUGGUCAUUUUGACUGACAUGUCUUCGUACGCUGAAGCUUUGCGUGAAGUUUCUGCCGCCCGUGAAGAAGUACCGGGUCGUCGUGGUUUCCCCGGUUACAUGUACACCGAUUUGGCCACAAUUUACGAGCGAGCUGGUCGUGUAGAAGGGCGCAAUGGUUCCAUCACCCAAAUUCCCAUCUUGACUAUGCCCAACGACGAUAUCACUCACCCUAUUCCCGAUUUGACGGGUUACAUUACUGAGGGUCAAAUCUACGUUGAUCGUCAACUGCACAACAGACAAAUCUAUCCUCCCAUCAACGUACUUCCAUCUCUUUCACGUUUGAUGAAGUCCGCUAUCGGUGAAGACAUGACCCGAAAAGACCAUUCUGACGUUUCCAAUCAAUUGUAUGCUUGCUAUGCCAUUGGUAAAGACGUCCAAGCCAUGAAGGCUGUCGUCGGUGAGGAAGCUCUUACACCCGACGAUCUGUUGUACCUCGAGUUCUUGACCAAAUUCGAAAAGAACUUCAUCGCCCAAGGAAACUACGAAAACCGUACCGUCUUUGAGUCUCUGGAUAUUGGUUGGCAGCUGUUACGUAUCUUCCCCAAGGAAAUGCUUAAGCGUAUUCCUGCUAGCGUGUUGGCUGAGUUCUACCCUCGCGAUGCCCGCCAAGGCAAAUAA